Messenger RNA from Knipowitschia caucasica, 246 nucleotides. The record is from the annotation of a GenBank genome assembly. NCBI's taxonomy places the organism in Eukaryota, Metazoa, Chordata, Actinopteri, Gobiiformes, Gobiidae.
AUGGGGACGGGGGGGGAGGGUGGGGGCAGGUUGGGCGGACCCGAGCGGGGCGGUCACCUAAACGGCGGUUCCGGUGGUGCGUGGUGGGCAACGGCGGGGGGGGCGGUGGUUGGGGCGGGGGGUGCGGGGGGGGGAGCUUUGCUCGGGUUGGAUGGGAGAAGGACCUGUGUAGGUGAGGAUGGCGUGGUGCGGGUGGCUGGUGUGGGUGUUGUGCAGCUGGGUGGGUGGUGGGUUGUGGGUGGGUAG